Molecule: messenger RNA, 939 nt
Organism: Cynara cardunculus var. scolymus (artichoke)
Lineage: Eukaryota; Viridiplantae; Streptophyta; Magnoliopsida; Asterales; Asteraceae
Product: LOB domain-containing protein 36-like
Exons: 1
Coding region: 1-915 (304 amino acids)
Source: RefSeq, a predicted model, not a curated record
AUGUCCUCCUCGAAUUCGCCUUGUGCAGCUUGCAAGUUUUUACGCCGUAAAUGCACGCAAGAAUGUGUUUUUGCACCAUAUUUCCCACCGGACCAGCCUCAGAAAUUCGCCAACGUACACAAGGUAUUUGGAGCCAGCAAUGUAGCCAAAAUCCUUAACGAGCUAAACACUACCCAACGAGAGGAUGCUGUUAAUUCAUUGGCCUAUGAGGCUGAGGCACGGCUCAGGGACCCGGUUUACGGCUGUGUCGGACUAAUCUCAAUUCUCCAGCACCGGUUAAAGCAAGUCCAGAGUGAUUUACACAAUGCGAAAUUAGAAUUGGCUAAUUACAUUGGCCCUUCUGCSAUGUUGCCUAUUUUGAAUCCAGGGUUUAUCCCACAAAUCCCAAACAUGCCAUCAUCUUCGGUGCCGGUUUUACCGUACAACAUGCAGCCAAUGAUGGGCAUGCCGGGACCCGGAAAUUUCCGAGACUCACAGCAUCAUCCGCAGAUACUUGAGGCGCAGCAACAGCAACUGGUGGCUGUUGCUAAUCCUAGGGAACAACAGGAUAUGUUAAGGAACUACGAGCAGCAGCAGCAUCCGCAACAACAACCACAACAACAGCAGCAGUCAUCGGCUGAUCUGGUCAGGUUUAGUGGCGGGUUUGAGGCUCCUGGCGGGUCUGGGCAGGUGACUGGGGGCGGGUUCUGCCCCAUGACGGCUCAGGCAGCCAUGUCACCAUCUUUAGCGUUAGGUAGUUCUUAUGUUAAUAACAUGUAUCAGAUCCAACAGCAGCAGCCACAGCAAGAACAAAAUCAUCACCUCCACCACCAUCUUCAACCACAUCAACUUUUGCUGCCGCAUGAAAGUCAGCAGCCACCGCCGGCGCAGAGAGCCGCCAGCGAGGAGGAUCGGAACGUUGCUCCUUCGUGUUGAUUUUGGUCAUACUCUCGCUCCGCA